AGCGUCACAUCAUAGAUUCAACACAUGGUUCGCUUCCGCGUUGAUCCCUGUUUCGGACUUAUCAGUCCUACCUUUCCAUCCUUUCAUUUAUUGCAUCUUCUUUACCCUUUAUUUCUUUUUUAUAUUGAAUCACUUCCGAGUGCUUAGUUUUUCCUUGCUUUUUAUUCCUUCAUUAAUCUUUCUUUUUUGUGUUAUCUUUUUGCACAUUUUUGAUUCGCACUGGAAGAUGUCAAGACACGUCAACAAAAAGAUCUUUUCAUCUAAAUCCAUCAUAUCUGUCGAUCGAGCAGACAGCUUUCAACUCGGUCAACUGUUUUUUAUUCUGCAACAGUGUCGUUAUACCGAUCGGUUAUGUCUCAUAUGGACGGCGUCGUGUUUGCUUUAAGAGUAUUCCAUGUCAAACGGUUUCUAUGAAUCAAAGAUAUACCCAAACUAAUGAGUGUUUUUAUUUCCUAAAGUACUCCUUCGCACUAGUUGGACUAGUUAGUUCAAUGGCACAGCCAGUGCAGCGGAGUUUACCCACUUUCAUGCGGACCUUUGCCGAUCAACUACAUUUUGUGUAUAUAUAUAUAUAUAUAUAUUGCCGCAAUCACUUGACGCCCAUCGAAGCCGUUCCUGGCUUUCAUCCAUACCAACAAAAGCGAAAAAAAGUUGCGCAAGUCUCUAUGUAAAAUAACAGUUUUACAUACGUGCAUUGUUCUCGCGGUGACAUUGGUUUGACGGUUAAUCCCGGUCUUUGAUUAGACAUCAUUUUGCGCCUUGAUCGUUUGUUGGAUGAUCAGUGGAACGUAUCGGACGCAAUGAGAUGGAACGCGAUGAUUGGAUGAAAGCUUUGUAAUAGAGAUAAUACAUUUUGCGGUUCUCAGCCUAUUUCAUACUGGUGGUGUCGUAAUGAACGGCGAGAUGGAUAGAAUCCUAUACUCAAAAACUUAAUUUUAAAACGGUAUUCCUAGUGGUCCUGUUGUCAUUCACCUCCACUGCAUGGUCAAAUUUUGAAGGAGUCACACACUCUUGAAGAGAUUCGUCAUUGUCCACCCCCACUUCUGGUCCACGUGAUCUGUUUUUUUUUCCAUCUCCUGAUGCCAUGACUUGGAGACAUCAACGGUUCGGCUUACCAAAAAUAAAUUGUAGGGAAACUAAGUUGUGUAUUG
Molecule: messenger RNA, 1151 nt
Organism: Radiomyces spectabilis
Lineage: Eukaryota; Fungi; Mucoromycota; Mucoromycetes; Mucorales; Radiomycetaceae
Exons: 2
Coding region: 411-671 (86 amino acids)
Source: RefSeq, a predicted model, not a curated record